This is a messenger RNA of Periophthalmus magnuspinnatus, 2130 nucleotides long. Its product is annotated as SLIT and NTRK-like protein 1. The transcript has a single exon. The record is from RefSeq and is a predicted model, not a curated record. Gene Ontology annotation, molecular function: protein binding. NCBI's taxonomy places the organism in Eukaryota, Metazoa, Chordata, Actinopteri, Gobiiformes, Gobiidae. Gene Ontology annotation, biological process: axonogenesis; regulation of presynapse assembly; positive regulation of synapse assembly. The coding region runs from base 1 to 2130 and encodes 709 amino acids. Gene Ontology annotation, cellular component: GABA-ergic synapse; postsynaptic density membrane; glutamatergic synapse.
AUGCUGCUUUGGAUUGUUCUACUGAAUGCGGCUCUUUGUGUUGCCAGUGGAAAUGUUACAAGGGACGUUUGUAAGGAGCAGAUAUGCUCUUGCAACGAGAUCGAGGGCGAUGUGCACAUAGACUGCGAAAAACGGAGCCUGACCACGCUGCAGCAUUUGACUGGUCCCAGCUCGCAGUUCUAUCACUUGCUGUUGCACGGGAAUUCUCUGUCCAGGCUCUUUCCAAACGAGUUCGCCAACUUUUACAACGCGGUGAGCCUUCAUUUGGAAAACAACGGCUUGCACGACAUUGUGCCAGGCGCGUUUCUGGGACUGCAGCUCGUUAAGCGGCUGCACAUCAAUAACAAUAAGAUCCGCUCGUUCAGGAAGAGUACAUUUCUGGGAUUAGACGACUUGGAAUAUCUCCAAGCUGAUUUUAAUCUAUUGAGGGACAUUGACCCCGCUGUUUUCAGGGACCUAAAUAAACUUGAAGUGUUAAUAUUGAACGAUAACCUCAUCAGUGCACUACCUAUAAACGUGUUUCAGCAUGUGCCCAUUACGCACUUAGACCUGAGAGGGAACCGGAUCAAAACGUUGCCUUAUGAGGGGAUUUUGGAGCAGAUCCCUGGCAUUGCAGAGGUGCUGCUGGAGGACAACCCCUGGGACUGUAACUGCGACCUGGUUUCUCUGAAGGAAUGGCUGGAGAACAUACCGCAUAACGCUCUGAUCGGACGGGUCAUAUGCGAGGCGCCCACACGCCUGCAGGGCAGCGACUUGAACGAGACAUCGGAGGCGGAGCUUUGCCCGUCACAGAGCGAGGGGGCGGACACCAGCCUGGUAGCUCCGCCCACCCAGGACCAGACCUCAAACCCUGCUGCUCCCAACCCCCGUCCCACGCCUUACAAGCCCAGCAAAGACGCCAGCGGACCCCCCACGCCCGUAGGAGGAGGCGGCGGGCACGGGCCAAAAUCACGCUCCAAAUCUCGCGAGAACUGGCAGCUGAAGACCAAGCCCACCCCGGUAGUGACGAGCACGAACGGCGACAGGGAGCAGCAAGUGCACAACAUGACGUGCCCGCAGCCAUGCACGUGCAAGCUGGUGGGCUCGAGACAGGGGCUGGGGGUCAACUGUGAGAGCAAGAAGAUUGAAAGUUUGGCCAAUCUGAAACCUAAACCACUCUCAGCCCAUGAACUCAACAUGAGAGAGAACAACAUCCAUGCUGUAAAAAAGAACCAGCUCUUAGGCUACACCAGCCUCAACCUGCUCGACUUGGGAGGCAACAACAUCAAGGUCAUAGACAACGGCACCUUUCAGAAUCUGAGCGAACUGCGAUGGCUCUAUUUGGAUAAGAACUAUCUGGAUACACUACUGGCGGAGAUGUUCAUUGGCCUUGUGAACCUGGAAUACCUAAGUUUGGAAUACAACGACAUCCAGCUCAUAGUGGCGGGCGCCUUCAGCCACAUGCCCAAUUUGAGAGUUCUGUUCCUCAACAACAACCUCCUCAAAUCCUUACCCGUGGAUUCAUUUUAUGGGAUUUCGUUAUCCAAAAUUAGCCUACACAACAACUACUUUACGUAUCUCCCCGUGGCUGGCGUCCUGGACCAGCUCAACUCUAUUAUCCAAAUCGAUUUGCAUGGGAACCCGUGGGAUUGCUCGUGCAACAUCAUCCCCUUCAAGCAGUGGACCGAAAAGCUCGGAGCAGACGUCAUUGUGAGCGACCUCAAGUGCGAGUCGCCGGAGGAGUUUUGGAAACGCGACUUCCGCUACGUCCGCAAUGAUCUCAUGUGCCCCAAAAUGUACGACAAAAUCUCCCCCACGUCCCUAUCCAAAAACAGCACCUACACAUUAGACUCGGGGACGAGGUCAAACUCAUACGUAGAGCCCAACAGGGUGUCCAUUUCCGUUCUGGUACCCGGGCUGCUGUUAGUUUUCGUAACGUCCGCGUUCACCGUUGUGGGGAUGCUCGUGUUCAUCCUCCGCAACCGGAAGAGGUCGAAGCGGCGCGAGGGGAAUUCGUCUGCGUCCGAGAUCAAUUCUCUACAGACAGUUUGCGACUCCUCCUACUGGCACAGUGGAGCGUACCAUCAGGACGGGGGUGCCCAUAGAGGAUUUGAUUGCACGACGCACCUUUCCUCGACAAAUGACGCGUAG